Molecule: messenger RNA, 1404 nt
Organism: Triticum turgidum subsp. durum (durum wheat)
Lineage: Eukaryota; Viridiplantae; Streptophyta; Magnoliopsida; Poales; Poaceae
Source: the annotation of a GenBank genome assembly
AUGGCUGAUGGCAAGUGCGGCGCGGAGGAGGAGGUGGAGGUCGCCGAGCCGCUGGGGCGGUGGCCCGUGCUGUCCUACGGCGUCGGCCACAUGCUCAACGACAUCACCUCCGCCUGCUGGUUCACCUACCUCCUCCUCUUCCUCCAAGAGAUCGGCCUCGCCCCAAGGGACGCAGCGAUCGUGAUGCUCUCAGGCCAGGUCGCGGAUGGGCUGAUGACCAUCGUCGCCGGGGAGAUGAUCGACCGGUUCGGGCGCUUCAAGCUGUGGCACAUCGGGGGCUCGGUCCUCGUCGGCAUCUCCUUCUCCUCGGUCUUCGGCGGGUGCCUCCUCUGCACCAUCCUGGGCACCGACUCCUACCUCGUCAGGACCAUCGGCUACAGCUUCUUCGCCGCCGUCUUUAACAUCGGCUGGGCGGCCACGCAGGUCUCCCACAUGUCGAUGGUGAACUGCAUGACAUCCAACCCCACGAGCCGGGUGGCCAUGGCGAGCUGCAGAAACGCUUCCACCAUGGUGGCUAAUCUUGGUCUAUAUGGCAUCGCGUUGGCAGUCUUUGGAAUAGUGAAGGCAAAGACAUGUGCGGACAUUGUUGUUCAGUACAAGUGGAUCGCGUACGUGUCCAUCUUCGUGGGGUGCUGCUUCCUCGUGCUGUUCCACGCUGGAACGGAAGAGCCCACCUUGAAGUGCGAGCCUAACUGCAAGAAACGGGCUCGGAUCGCGUGGAGCUACUGGUUCAACAAGACCCUCUACUACCAAGUCGCCCUCCUCUACAUGCUUGCCAGAUUGAUCACCAACGUCUCUCAGUCGCUCAUCGCGUUCUACGUCACCAGAGAUCUGAAGAUGAACGAAUACUCCAAAGCCACCAUUCCGGCCAUCAUAUUCUGCUGCAGCUUCUUGGUCUCCGUGGUGCUCCAGGAGAUGAGGUGGAACAGCCGGCGGCUCAAGUCGCUGCUGACGAUCGGGGCGACGCUGUGGGUGAUCUCCGGCGCGGCGGUGUUCCUCCUCCCGAGCCAGAUGCACAACCUCAUGUACCCGCUGGCCGUGGUCAUCGGCGCCGCCAACGCGCUGGUCAUGGUGACCACCAUCGGGCUGGAGAGCGCGCUGGUCGGCGAGGACCUCAACGGCUGCGCCUUCGUCUACGGCUCCCUCAGCUUCCUCGACAAGAUGUCCUGCGGCCUCGCGCUCUUCGUGCUCGAGUCCUACGACGUCGCCUCCAGCUGCGGCGAGGAACGGGGGCUCAACACCGUCAGCAGGUACGGCACCGGGCUCAUCCCGGCCUGCUUCGCCAUCCUCGCCAUCCUCGUCGCCUCCACCCUCAGGCUGCAGGACGACGACGUUGCCCGCGCCGACCGGAGGGCCAGGGCUUCCGCCGCCGCCGGCGCGCUGGAAGCUCCGCUCCUCGUCUGA